UUUGAGACGAAUGAGGAGGGCAUACAAUAUAAAGCCGCAUAUUGCGUUUCAUUAAAUCAGAUCCACUAGAGCAAUGAUGUCGAUUUCUUCAUUAGUUCUCGCGGCUUUAACAGCAACUGUUCUCAUGCCAGACUCCUGCUCAGGGCUUUAUCAUUACAAUAGAAAUGCUUGGAGUGCAUCCCAACCGAAAAGUGCUCCAGCAGGUUUCAAUCAAAAGGCGCAGCUGAUAUACCUGCACCCGACUCAAACCGACUACUGUGGCAAUAAUAACAUUGACUGCAAACGAACGAUGAGGAGCAUUCAAAAAAUGCACAUGGAGAACGGAUGCGAUGACAUUGGAUUCAACUUCGCUGUUGGCGGCUGCACUGGAAUUUUCGAGGGGUCUGGCUGGAGUGGUAUGUCUCCAUUUUCAGUGGAUGAUGAUGUUCCAACUGUGCACAUUGGUGUCAUUGGCAAAUAUAGCACAGGACAAAGCAUUCCUAGUAACGUGCAGCAAACUGUGGUGUCACUAGUGAAUGAAGGGAUCCAAAGCCAAAAGAUUGAUCCUAAUGCUGAAUACCGAUGCGUCUAUUUUGAUGGAGAUCAUUCAGGGUUUGAACUCCAGAUACCAAAUCGGUCUGAGAAGGUUUCGUGCAUCAAGAAAGUAGGGAAUAAUUGUUUUAACCAGGCUGGAUAUAUCCCGGCCCAGUAGUAAUUUUAUUGUUUACAAAGCGCCUUAAUUAAAAAAACUUUCCAAGGAUAUUAUUUUAAUUUAACACCUAUAUAGAUCCACCAUUAAAUUAACCACACAGUUUAUUUUGAUUAAAAAAGUUUUCUAAGGUGUAAAUCUUAUUAGAUUUGAAAUAAAAAAACAAAACUUGAAUAUAG
Messenger RNA from Cloeon dipterum, 867 nucleotides. RefSeq names its product peptidoglycan-recognition protein SC1a/b-like. The transcript has 5 exons. Lineage: Eukaryota; Metazoa; Arthropoda; Insecta; Ephemeroptera; Baetidae. Gene Ontology annotation, biological process: peptidoglycan catabolic process. The record is from RefSeq and is a predicted model, not a curated record. Gene Ontology annotation, molecular function: N-acetylmuramoyl-L-alanine amidase activity; zinc ion binding. Bases 74 to 691 code for a protein of 205 amino acids.